Theileria equi strain WA is the source of this 2514-nucleotide messenger RNA. RefSeq lists its product as hypothetical. Bases 1 to 2514 code for a protein of 837 amino acids. NCBI's taxonomy places the organism in Eukaryota, Apicomplexa, Aconoidasida, Piroplasmida, Theileriidae. The transcript has a single exon. The record is from RefSeq and is a predicted model, not a curated record.
AUGAAGGUAUUUGGUGUAAUAACAGUCUACAUAUUUUUCACCUGGAACGUGCUUCAAGUAGCAGGUUCUGGUGACCAUGAUUUAAUUUCAGGAUACAGAAGUUCAGGAAAAACGAUCAAAUACACUGAAUAUGAUUUAUACCCGUAUCAAAACAUGAAUAUUUGGUGUCCAUAUAAUAUGUAUGCAUCAAACGAAACUAUAGUUCCACUGAAUAAGGGAGGAUACUAUGUGAAAAACAGCCUUUUAGAGUCAGAUGAAAAGAACCUCAAACAGGAGAGAGAAGUGAAGAGCAUAAAGGACACCCUCCCAGAGAUCAAAAUAAUUAAAACGCAAGACAAGUAUGCCCUCUACUACAGUGCUCCGAUAAAAGGGAGUGAUGUAGUGAAAAUGCACUUUGAUUGUAUUUUUGCAAGUAAGGAUGCGGAACCCAUGAUCCUCUCAAAGAUCCAGGUGAAUGUGAUGCCUAAACUGGAAUAUAUUAUUGGUAAAACGGAGCACUUUAUCCUUGACAGUUUUCAUAUACCAAGGGGUAAAGAUCUAUCGUACACUAAACCCGCCAGACCAGGAAUGGAGACUAUCACAGAGUGUAAGGACUCUGACCUCACUAUUCAUUAUGGACAAAGUAUCUUGAAUGAAGAACCAAAAGCUAAGACUUACAUUAAUCCCCUUACUAAAGUGGAAUAUCCGGAUAUCACUGACCAUGUAUCUAGGUAUCAAGUUACAAAUAGAAUGCACAAGAUCGAUUUGAAAAAUGGAAAUGUAGUAAAUGAACGUUUAAAUACACAAAUACGGUGUAGUGGUGGCGAUUAUAUGUUGAGCUACAAGGCAUUUUAUUCACCAGGAUCUCCUGGACUUCGCAUGAAUCAGAGCUCUAGCAAAAAGCUUGAUCGCCUUGGAGAGUCUGUGGAUGUAAUCCAAAUUGACAGUAGGACCAAUUCAAGUGUACUGGUAGAUGUACCAACAAACAAGAACAUCAUAUACCCAAACGACUGCCUCAAUAAAGUUUACCUGGGAAACCAAGUUGUGAAGAUUAGCGAUAUUGUGGGUGAUCCGAAACUGACAAGGAUUACUGACUCGUUGAAAAUUUUGAACCUGUCAACUUCAUCGUCGUAUAGAAAAGUUACAGUCUCGUGCUAUACCAAGGUUCCUCAGGAUUACGGUCAUAAAACUACCUGGAUGGAUAUUACAGUCUCUCCCCUAUGCAACUUUUAUGACCCCGAGUCUCUGGAUUCCGACAAGAAGACGUGCACUCUCUUUUCUUCGGGCACUGUACAGUCGUUGGUGGCUAGACCACUUGAGCAUUUUGGAUAUGAUAAGACUUUAGAAUUUGACGAAAAACUCUUUGAGAGGGCCGAUGACCCUGAGGGGACGUGCAAAGACUGCUACUACAAGCCUAUUGAUACUGAGGACGGGGAUAUGUCAGUUUCCAUAAACUUUGGACAUGACCGAAAUGUUACCAUAAAAGACGGCACUAUAAGAUUCAAUCCAGUUUACAUGUUGAAGAAGGUAGAUGCCGAAAAGAGUGAAGGAAUACUAAACCCAUCUCAGAUGAUAAGGAUGUACCUUCACAACGAAGAAACUGAGAUUGGCAAUGAUGGCAAGGUUAUUGUGAAAGACAAGGUUGAUGAGAGUGGAAAGUCUAUAUUUUACAUGGUACAGGCCGAUGGCAGAAGUAGUAUCAAGAUUUCGUGCAAGGACUUUUUUGAGGAUUCGGGAUCAUCUCAACCGACCCUAUUCCCAAAUGGGAAGAAUGUCGUCUACAAAAAUGUGAGUGAUGGAUUUAUGGAUCCCAGGACCAUUGAGACUGUGCAAUUUGGAGAGGAGUUUGCAGCUAGAGGAAUCAGCAUACUCAAGAAACCAGAGACUGAUGUGGACCUAGAGAUAGUAUUGGAUCAAGAUAAAAUGAUACAGAGUGACCAUGUUAAACCACUCUACUUUAUCUGUAGCCGUGACGUGAAGGGAGACUGGAAGAAUAGCGGAAAGCCAUAUGCAGUCAUAGCUGUAGACCCGGGAUACAGGUCUCAGAAGCUGCCUGGUUGUAGCAUAAAGAAGGGCAUCUUUGUUGACAAAGAUGGUAAGGAUUCUGGAAGAAGAUGCGGUUAUGCUAUUGACGAUGUCACCAGUGUAGGAUUCCACUGUCCAAGCUACGUCCCAGAGCACUUUUUGGAGGGGGACCAGGGAAUGUAUAAAGCAGAUGGUAACAAGGCAACCGAGAAUCCAUACCAACUCUUGAUCAGAUGCUAUGACAGGUCCACAGUGGUCCAGAAAAUCUUCAGACCAAAGACAGAUCUGGAACUCUUUCCAAAGCCAAAGUUUGCUGGAGAGUUGAGAUCCUUAUGGGUCUUUAACAAGGACACCUUUGCAGAAAAGGACGUCAAAGAGGUACUCUGUAUUUGUUACGACAAGACUGGAAUGGCUCUCUCCUCCAUCAAGGUCUGGAAUAACACCGAGAAGGUGGAGCCAGAACCAGAACAAGGACCACAAUCUGCCGAAGAAGAGGCAUCUAAAAAAUAA